Triticum turgidum subsp. durum (durum wheat) is the source of this 1590-nucleotide messenger RNA. NCBI's taxonomy places the organism in Eukaryota, Viridiplantae, Streptophyta, Magnoliopsida, Poales, Poaceae. The record is from the annotation of a GenBank genome assembly.
AUGAAGCCUGUGGACAUAAAUGAACUGGUAAGAUCAAUGACUCAAGAACUUGAUUAUUAUUGGUCAUUGGGCGCUGAACGUCAUUGUGGAAAAGACCAAUGUGUAAUUUACAAGGUCCAGCAACAUAUCCGUGACACUGAUAGAUUUGCAUACGAACCCUGUAUUGUAUCAGUUGGCCCGUACCACCAUGGAUCUGCAAGUUUGUUAGGUAUGGAACAUGUAAAAUGGGGAUAUCUGGAUGUAAUCAUGAGACUGAGCUGUCAGAAGAAUUUGUUGGAUUACUUGACAACAGUGGGGGCGCUAGCAAAACAGGCAAGAAACUGUUAUUCCGAAGACAUCAACAUGGAUAGCGAGAGUUUUCUGCAAAUGCUGUUACUUGAUGGGUGCUACCUUUUGUGUUCUCUUGGAGUUGUAACAGGGCUGGUGCAAAAUAGACUAGAACAAUAUCAAUCUGCUAAUCCCCAAGAAAGAACAACUGCUAGUGGGGGAUAUCCAGAGCAUGUGAGAAACGGUGAUGCCGUAACAGAGGAUAUUGAGGCAUGCCAUGAGAACAUUCAAACUGAUAGAGAAGAGAACAUUGGAGAACAGUACAGCGAACAAACUGGGUAUUGGUUUAUUAGAUUUAUCAAUCACGACAUACUGUUGCUGGAAAACCAGAUACCCUUUUUCAUUCUGGAAACAAUAUUUGAGCUUGUUACAGUUGGCUGUGCUUCACCUCCUUGUUUGACAGACGAACUUGCUAAGUAUGUUGAAUCUGCUUUACGUUGGUAUCCCAAAGCAAUUGUGGGCUCUGACAGACCAAAACAUUUUCAACAUUUGCUCCACCUGUGUCAUAUUUAUUUUCUACCAAGCCAGAGACCAGAGGAAGACCAUAAUUAUAAGUUUGAACCUCGGUACUUUCACAGAUAUCUCAGUUUUGGACGGAAGUAUUUCAGAUUAAGUUAUUAUCUGGAUAACAACGAUCAUGAUACUUCAUCCCACCAUGAAGUGGGUCUACCACAAGGUGGGGAUCAGCUUAAUCGCUGGCGACGAGCUGCACAGUAUCUAGAGGCUGGAAUUAAAUUUAAGAGAAGGGAAUAUGAUACACUCGACCCUCAUUCUCUACUAGACAUUCGGUUUCGCAAUGGUGUGGUGGAGAUUCCGUGCGUUGUUAUGGAUGAGUACACGGGGGGUCUUUUCAGGAACCUUAUUGCGUUUGAACAAACCUGUCCUCAGUUUGGGGAUGACUUAACUGCUUAUAUUGUAUUCCUGUCCCAGCUUAUAAGCAUGCCAGAGGAUGUUACACUGCUUGCUAAGAGAAAAAUCAUCUUGCACCAACUUGACAGUGAUGAUAAGGUGUCUGAUCUCUUCACCAUGCUGAGUAAAGACGUGGUCUUCGAUUUCAGUGGUAACUGCUACUUAAAAUCUCUGUACCAGAUCUUAGAAGCUCACUACCAGAAUCGUAUCAAUCGUUGGAUGGCAUGGCUGUGGCUAAAUCACUUCAGCAAUCCAUGGUUGGCCUUAGCUGCUUGUGCCGCUGUCAUUGUGCUAGUCUGCACAAUUGUGCAAACCGUGUAUGGUAUACUGGCCUACGUUGAUCCGCCGGAGUAG